CGCUAACCAUCCCUUCACGAGUAUCAUGUUUGGGUCUUCCAAUACCUCAAACAAUAUAUUUGGCAAUAGCCAGACACAGAACUCGGGAGGCUCGAUGUUUGGGAGCGCGGCCCAGCCCUCUAAUACAUCGUUUGGCCAAAACACAAACGCGUUUGGCGCUAACCCCCAGAUCGCAAACAAUGCCACCCUGACCAAUCUCUUUGGCACUGCAAGCGCCAACACUGGUAGCAACAAUAAUAGUGCAUCGACCUUUGGUACUAAUACUAACGCCGUUAGCAAUGGUACCACCAACACCGGAUUCGGCGCUAGUAGCACUCCUGCCUCCAAUGGGGUCACGUCUAUGUUUGGCAACUCCAAUGGGACCACUGGGACUGGUGCCACGACCAUCUCUGGAUUCGGCAAUAAUACUAUCACUGCUCCUGGUAUGUUUGGGGGCAACUCUGCCACUACUCCUAACACAUUUGGAAACAACUCUGCCAUUGCUCCUAGCACAUUUGGAAACAACUCAGCCACUGCUCCUAGCAUGUUUGGGAAUAGCUCUAUCACUUCCAGAAGUGGUUUGUUUGGCAAUAGAUCCACUGGGGUAUCCUCAGGUAUGUUUGGAAACAGCUCUGGGACGUCUGGGACGUUCGGCAACUCUGGAACUCUGUCCACCACCCAGAACCCGUACACUUACGGAACAGCGAUCCCCACUGCAAAGAUUGAAACUAUGCCAAAGUCAUUAACCGCUGCGACCCCGCCUGUCAGCGAAUUCGCGUUAGGCCACGCAAAGCGCAAGCGCCAGUCGGUAAGCGAAGGCACAGCCUCGACAAGCGGCUCGCUCUUGAACCGCUUGGGCAACACGUUGCGCUUCUUUUCCAAAUCCAAAAGUAGAGAGGAAGGCCCGGGCUUGUUUACAACCACCAACACCCACGACAUUGCGAACGCACUAGAAUCCAACGCUGCGGGCUUCUCGCCGCAUUUCUCUUUCAAUCUUGGCUUCGGGACUGAGCCUGUGGCGAACGUAACAAAGUUCCAGUCGUAUGCCCUCCGCAAGAUGACGGCUAAGAGCUACGCCGAUGCGUCCGACAUCAAGAAGUUGGUGAUCAAGCACCAGCCUUCGAAGUUCAAUCUCAUCGACGCCAACGAGGUGUUGAUCAAGAGAAGACGGAUCGCAUACGAAGGAAGCAAUGCAUUGGUGGAAAGUGAUGAUGAUGUGGAGGUUGAAGAAGUCAAGGAGACGCCAGAACCGGAAAAUAACGAUGAAAUCAGCGUGGAAAUUGAGGAAGCCCCCAAACACAACGACUACUGGUGCUCCCCCUCGGUUGCAGAUUUAUCAUCCAUGAACAUGGAGCAGUUAGCCAACGUGGAGAACUUCAUCGUCGGGAGGGUCGGGUUUGGCAGCAUCCGCUUCAACUACCCGGUGGACAUCACCAAGCUAGCCGAAGACAUCGAAGGCAAGCUCUUCGACAACAUUGUGAAGUUCAACACCAAGAAUGUCCAGGUAUACUCCAACAUUUCCGCGGAUGAGAAACCACCGAUGGGCCAGGAAUUGAACAUCCCGUCAACCAUCACCAUCGAAAAGGUGUUCCCCAAAAAUCCCAAGCGUGUACACGAAUUCACCAAGAGCCUCCAGCACCAGCGCGGCAUGGAGUUUGUCACCUACGACCCCACUACCGGGAUCUGGGUCUUUAAGGUUAAGCACUUUAGCGUCUGGGGUAUCGUGGACGAUGCGGACGAGGAGAUCCAGGCGUUGAAGCAGCGCCAAGACGCGAUGGAGGCCCAGGCAGAGCAGGAGUUUGAUAAAUUGGAGAAAAGCGGCGUUUUCAAGCGGGACGAGGACUCGGUCAUGGACGACAGUUUCGACACCCACGAACAGAAGCGACAGAAAAUGGACUUCCACCCCGCCACCGCCGUUCCCGGCGGUUGGGAGUUGAAUCUUGAAGGAGACGAGUUCUCGGUGGUGAAUCGUAACAUGGACAUCCAGAACGAAAUUGCCAGGCAGUUGGUAAACGCCAAGAGACAGCCCGACAGCCGGGUCUCAACGCCCGCAACUCCUAUGGAAGAGCUUGAGACAGAUUUCCAGUUAGUCAAGGCUCUCGCCACCAGCGACGUGAACAUGGACGACAUUGUGGCUGAAAAGCCGUUUGAGCCAGUGUUGCACCCUUCCGUCUUUGACAUUGACACUCAGCCGUCAGUGCUCGUGGCGGACGAUUGGUCUGCCCAAUUGGAAAUGUCCUCCCACUUGCACUCAUCCCUUGCCCCCGAAGCCAGACCCGUUUCCGCAAAGCCGCGCAUCUGCAUGGAAGAUGUUGACCGCAUCUUGUUCGGCCACUUUGAGAGCACCCAGGUGGAGAUUGAGGAUGAUGAGGUUUCCGAGAACCUUCUUAGAGGAUUGGCUAGCCCCCAAACCACUGCCGCAAAGUUACAGACGAUGAUCGCCCGCGCCAAGAUCUUGAAGCGCAACAGCGGUUUUCCCAAGAUCCAAGCCUCGGCGCUUUCCUUCACCGACCUCGUGCGGUUUCACGACGCCCGCAGCGACUACGACUACUUCUGGCGCUUGUGCUCGAAGUUGUUUGACCAACAGUGUCUCAUGACCUCGGCCGAUGUCCAGGAGGCCCGUAGCCAAGCUACUCCAGAGGUAGCAGAGCACGUGGCGGCUCUCUACAGACGCCAGCUCGUGACCAUGUGGAUACAUGACUUCAACAAUCAGACCGUAACGCGAAUGUUGGCGCAGAGCGACUCGUUGGAGACCAUCUUCGGCCACUUGUGCGCGAACGACCUAAACAAGGCCGUGGAGCUCGCCAUCCAGGGUAACAACAAACACUUGGCGGUGCUCAUCUCGCUUCUCGGGUCAAAUGAUGCCUCGGUAAAGUAUUCGGCCACCAGACAGCUUGCGGUGUGGAAGGAAACCGGUGCUAUAGCCUACAUUGCGCCUGUAAUUAUCAAAAUCUAUCAGUUGCUCACCGGGGACGUUUUCAACACCACAUAUAUUGAUGUCACCGAGGGCUUGGCGUGGUCGGUAUCCAUAGGCUUGGAGCUCUACUAUGGUGACCUCAACCAGACGUUAAGGGACACGUUUGAGGGAUGUUUGGCCUCCAUUGACACCUCUGGCGUUACCGAUGUGUGUCUCUCUGCGAUGAAGUUGUAUGUGUUUAGAGAUGACAUGGCUGCCGCUACGACCCUUCUUUCUAGCGAUGCGGUUCCGGUGGAGUUGAGAUGGUUUGUGUUCACCUUUGUGAAAGGUGCUGACGCGACAUUGGGCGACGCUUUGUCGUUGGAGUUUGCGGAACAGUUAGAGAACAGCAGCCUCAUCCAGGAGGCGGUCUUUGUGUUGUCCCACAUGAACCGCGACGAGGACGUGGAUACCCACAUCACGAGGGUGGUGAUGGACAGAAUCGAUGACAUCCAGUCGCUCCACUACGAGCACGCGCUUGUGAACACGUUGCACGUCCCAAGACGCUUAAUCGACGAGGCUAUUGCAGCCAAAUACAGAUCCUUUGGCGACUACUGGAACGAGGCGUCGGCGCUUCUCGAUGCGAGCAACUACGCCGAGGCCCACGCCACGAUCCUUGAGAACGUGGCGCCAAAUGCUGUCAUUUCGGGCGGAAAGUAUUUGGAUAACCUCCAGCAGCUCCUUGAUAGGUUCGCCAACAGAGGCAGAAUCGUCCACUGGUCAUCCGGAGCAGGAGUCUACGCUGCGUACAUCCAGGUAUUGCGGGAUGACCGUGAGGCCCUUACUGACUUGCUUACAAACCUCCCCGUGUUAAAGCUCGGGAGCUUCCAGAUCACUGUCGCAGCCAACUUAAUGGCCCGAAAGGUUGCCGAUAGGUGUCUUGAGAAUCCCACAGAACUUCAUGCUGACAGCUUAUUGAGCCUUCCUUUGUGCGCGAGCGACGCGGGCUAUGUCCGCAAACAACUCGACCGCGUAGCCCUGCGCCGUGAGGUGGCCAACGAAAUUGAUAUUUAGAAAAGUACUCUGGUAUGUGAUUUAUGUAUAGUAUGUUUAAUUAGAUU
Messenger RNA from Babjeviella inositovora NRRL Y-12698, 3996 nucleotides. RefSeq names its product nucleocytoplasmic transporter. The record is from RefSeq and is a predicted model, not a curated record. Gene Ontology annotation, molecular function: structural constituent of nuclear pore. Gene Ontology annotation, biological process: protein import into nucleus; post-transcriptional tethering of RNA polymerase II gene DNA at nuclear periphery; RNA export from nucleus. The coding region runs from base 26 to 3949 and encodes 1307 amino acids. Gene Ontology annotation, cellular component: nuclear pore cytoplasmic filaments; nuclear pore. Lineage: Eukaryota; Fungi; Ascomycota; Pichiomycetes; Serinales. The transcript has a single exon.